GGCACAGAUACAGAAGGGAAGAAGUGAUGUUUUCAAUCCAAAAUUUUCAACCAUCUUCUCAUGUCACUGCUAAAAAGAGUUUAGAUCUCACAUGCACACGUCGAUUUUCUCGCCUUCGUAGCUUUUUGUGUGGGAACGGUGCCUGUCGUGAUUACCCGGACGCAUUUAUACGGUGUUAUCACCAUCUCCGGCAUUAGGGUUUUGAAGCUUCGUCUUUGUAAUGGGCCUUGGCAAUGACAACGACGUGGUCGUUGACGACGGCGAUGAAGGUGGUGCCGAUACCGGCGGUGCAACCAAGUCAUUUGGCUCCAUUUCUUGCUCUAUUUGUCUCGAGGUCGUUGCUGACAAUGGGGAUAGAUCGUCGGCCAAGCUUCAAUGCGGCCAUCAAUUUCAUCUCGAUUGCAUUGGUUCAGCAUUUAACGUAAAAGGGGCUAUGCAAUGUCCUAAUUGUCGGAAGAUUGAGAAAGGUCAGUGGCUAUAUGCUAAUGGUUGUCGGUCAUAUCCAGAAUUUAGCAUGGAUGAUUGGGCGCAUGAUGAGGACCUUUAUGAUCUUAGCUACUCUGAAAUGUCUUUUGGAGUACACUGGUGCCCAUUUGGUAGCUUGGCACCACCUCCUUCAUCUUUCGAGGAAGGAGACCUUUCGUCUACUGCAUAUCAUGAUGUACUGGGACAACAUGCUAUGUUUGCCGAACAUACAGCGGUAUCAUCUGCUAGCCAUCCAUGCCCAUAUAUUGCUUACUUUGGACCUGUGCAUCCCUCCUCAUCAAACUCUGGCGGAACUGUUUCAGAAGCGUCUAACUACAAUCAUUGGAAUGGCUCAUCUUUACCUAGUGAGAUGCCAACCUCCUAUACAUUUCCUGCUAUGGAUCUUCAUUAUCAUAGUUGGGAACACCAUUCCUCUACUUUUCCUCCGGCCAGCAGCCGUGUAGGCACUUUUGAUCAACCCUCAUUAUCAACUAUUAAUCAAAGGCCAGGCAGGGGUGGUUCAGACGUACCAAGAUCAAGGUCUUUUAUGCAUCCCUUCCUUGUCGGCCACAGCUCUGCUGCUAGAGCUGGUAGCUCUCUCGCUUCAUCAACAAUCCCUCCUUAUCCUGGAAGCAACGCUAGGGCCCGUGAUAGAGUUCAGGCUCUCCAGGCCUAUUAUCAACAGCAUCAGCCAACUGACUUACCCGCCAUGCGGGUACCUAUUGUUUCUGGAACCCGAAGAUCAAACGGUCAUAAUAGAGGACCAGCCCAAUUAGGACAAGUGACCACGUCAUCGGACCAAAUUGGCUUCUUUUUCAUCCCAUCUGGUUCAUCAGGACGCAAUUUUCAGGAAGAAAACCAUAUAGCUAGCCCCUUCCAUGCUCGGGAAAGAGAUCACUUGCCCUCGUCAUCAAUGAACCAUACUGAUUGGGAUUCUGGUUGGGGAGCACAGCACGAUGCUGCCAGCGGCUCAGACACUGGUAACAGGUCCAGCGGUUUUCGAUUAAGGAAUGGAUCGGAGAGAUUGCCUUCACAUAAUCGGUGAUGCACUUUUAAGGUCCUUGUUCCUAUGAAGUAGACUGCCACUAUGGAAAACGUGAAAAACUUGUGUAUGAUUGAGGAAUGUUCAUAAUGAUUUGGCCUUCGGGUCUGCUGGCCCUGGAAUUUUCUGGUAGACACACGGCAGCGUGAUGGACAUUGGCUUCCCCUGGCUCCCUUGCCGAAGGGUUUAAAAUAAGAUUAGGAUGGUUUCUCGUGGGCAGAAAAAUCGAGCUGGGGCGUUGUCUCGAGUGACGGUAAUCUAGAGCAGCUUGCGGUUGAAUAUUUAUGUUUGAUAACGAUGCUCCUGCAAACACUUUGUAUUGAUGAUGCAACUAAAACAAUUUUUUCACGGCUAUUCCUUGACAAGUGCUUGUAGACAUGCAUGCUAAACUUAUCCACGAUUUGUGUGCUCGUGAGGUUUGCUAAACUUAUCUACGAUAAGUGUGCUCGCAAGGUCACAACAUCUUUCUUAUAGUUCUAAUUAGAGGCCGAUAGAGCCAAAAUCAUAACUAGUUAAUGGAUGUAUUAAAUCAUCUGUUACUGUUGUUUUGAAGUAUUUUGCAUUAAAAAGAAAAAGCAAAGGUGUAAA
Messenger RNA from Neltuma alba, 2095 nucleotides. Its product is annotated as E3 ubiquitin-protein ligase RFI2. The coding region runs from base 221 to 1510 and encodes 429 amino acids. Gene Ontology annotation, molecular function: ubiquitin-protein transferase activity. The record is from RefSeq and is a predicted model, not a curated record. The transcript is spliced from 6 exons. Lineage: Eukaryota; Viridiplantae; Streptophyta; Magnoliopsida; Fabales; Fabaceae.